GGGUUGGAGGAGAGAGAACAGCGCCACGUCGGCAGAGAGAGAGAGAGAGAAAGAGAGAGAGAGAAAGAGAGAGAGUCUGGUUAGACUGCUGUGUGUUUAAUGGAAUAAUUCAGGGAGUCGGUUUAGAUGAAUCACCUGCACCGCACUGACUCGCAGAACCUGCAGGAACUAUGGUGAAGAGUGUGAACAGCGAGGCGCAGUACAGCGUCAGUGCACUAGAGCGAGACACACAUCAACCUGGGACUGAAAACACCACAGAUGACAGUAAGGAACACGUUGCCACGGCGCCCGGAGUCCUGUGGCGUGUCACCGGGGGUGUCUUCAACGUCACCAAGGGCGUCGUCGGGGCAACCGUGGGCGGAGUCACCUGGUUGGGCGGAAAAAGCCUGGAGAUCACCAAAUCGGCCGUCUGCUCUGUGCCUUCGGUGGGCGUCGGCCUAGUGAAGGGCGGAGUCUCGGCCGUCACAGGGGGCGUGUCCACGGUGGCCAGCAAAGUUCCAUUUACAGGCAAGAGGAAGGAUAAAGCAGAGUGAGGACGAAGACGAGGAGAAACGAUGGACUGAGACGUGGGACAGACACUUACUGUGUGUUACUUCACCGACACAGACAUUAUCACUUCACUAUUUUUAUUAUUUCUGACUUUAAGCUUUAAAAUGCUGAUAUUGUUUCACUUCCUGUUGUUGAAAGAUUUUAUUUUUGAAGAAACUCUUCAUCAGUCUGCCUGAAAAUCUCGACAAAAUAUGACACCUUAUUAGGAGGCCUAAGUAGGGCACACAGCCGUGUGUGUGUGUGUGUGUGUGUGUGUGUGUGGUGCAGUAGUAAUUAUGGGAUGUGUUUCACAUUUCACUGGUGUUUAAUCUGGUUGUGUGUCGCUGUUUUAUUUUCAUAUCACAGUAAAUACCUAAACAUUAUCCCAGGUUUAUAAAAUGAUCUCAGUAAUAUUGUGUUCCCUCUCAGAGGAUUAUGGGAUUGCGUCCGUGAUGAGGAGCGUUAGAACGCCGCCGUCCUUCUGAAUGACUCUAUAAUCAACACACUGUGACAUCACACAACUGACAAUCAGCACACACCGACUGUUAACUGGAAAUUUACUUACAAUGCACUCCAAUCCAUCUGUAUGUGUGUGUGUGUGUGUGUGUGUUCAGGUUGGAUGUUGCUGUCUCUUCCAGACUGUAAUAUCUUUAAAUAAAAUAAAAUAAAAUAAAGCCAUAUGGAACUUUAAUAGAAA
Molecule: messenger RNA, 1225 nt
Organism: Pangasianodon hypophthalmus (striped catfish)
Lineage: Eukaryota; Metazoa; Chordata; Actinopteri; Siluriformes; Pangasiidae
Exons: 3
Coding region: 171-533 (120 amino acids)
Source: RefSeq, a predicted model, not a curated record